Molecule: messenger RNA, 2595 nt
Organism: Myiozetetes cayanensis
Lineage: Eukaryota; Metazoa; Chordata; Aves; Passeriformes; Tyrannidae
Product: harmonin-like
Exons: 6
Coding region: 1830-2462 (210 amino acids)
Source: RefSeq, a predicted model, not a curated record
GGCUGUUAGGCAUGUGCAUCACACAGAGUGAGCAAAAAUACUUCAGCAGUCUUGAAGGUGAUAGAUUAUUUUUCUGUCUCUAGAGAUGCUGCUUAAGUAUUGCAAAUUCACUUUAUCAGAGUUUCAAAUAAUAAUUUGUUCUUGCUGUUGCUUUAUUGUCUUUACUUCUUUCAGUGUGUAUUAGCCAUAUUAUGGGGGUUUGCUGUGGUGUUGUGUGCUUUGGUGAUGGGGUUUUUUUGGUAAUUAACUGUGCUAAAAGUGAAAUGAAGAUUUCUUGUGCCUAUCUUCUGAGAACUCAAGUUUUCUGAGGAGACCGGGAUUGUUUCUGAUAGAUGAAGUAUUUGUGUCACCAUUUUGGAUUAUUACUUUAACCUUCUGUGUGACCAGGAUAUGCCUGUUCUCCUUAAUAAAGAAUAGGAAAAGAUGGUACACUCCAGUACCAUUUUGUAUUGCUAGUGACUGUAAAUCACCAUGGAUCUGUAACCUAUGUGAAAGCCAAUGCAGUCAGGAUUUUUAUCUGAAAAUUCUUGAUGCGUGUUAUGAAAACUCAGUCUCUUAGCACAAAUGGGCGGCCUCUUGUAUUGUUGCUGCAAAUAUAGCUUACAGAAUGUAAAAUUCCUUUCCAUACAGUAAUGAAGAUCUUACACAAUUACUGCUGAACUCUGACAUACGAGAAACUUCAGAAGAUGUAUUUUUAAUCUUUUGCUUUUAGAAAUAUUUCUAAAUCUGGCAGUGAUGAAUUUUCAUCCGACUCCAAAUUGCUAAUGAUUUGUUUUGUUUUGUUUUAAAACCAAAAUUUCACUCUGUACUAAAAAUAUCUUUAAUAGGGAGUAAACUGAAUCCAUGGGGAAAAUUGGUGGAAAGGAUGAAUCAUCCUGUUGUAUCUGAAUGCAGUGAUGGCAGCUAAGAUUGUCUGAUACAUGUUCAUCUUCUGAAAGACUUUGGCCUGUGUACUGCUUAGUGAGCCUUUGAGUUCAGUAAUUUUUCAAAUAUUGGUACCUAGCAGGUUGAUCUGCCUGAUGUUACAUUUAGUAGAGGAUACUAAAUGUAUUUUCUAAUUUUUUAGUGAAUAAUAUCAACAGGAACAGAGGCUUCAAAAAGACUAUGCAGAUUUUCCCUUUGGUUGCACUCUACGUCUAGAAUUUUGAAGUUGCUUUGUGCUAUAUUAGUUAACUCAUCUGAGUAGAUUUUAUCCAGUGCUUGUAGGAGCUACACGGUCUUUGUGAUGCACUGUUCUUCCUUGGAAGCAAUUCAGUUUCUGCAAUGAUCUAAGCCUUUCCUUUAUAAUUCCUUUUUUCAGUUUUAUUAUGGGAUGCAGUGCUGGUUUGAGGAUAUAUGCAUGAACCUGUUUUAUGCAUAGACUAUCUACCUAUACAUGAGCAUCUGUCACUUGAAAGCAAUUAAUCUUUAUAUAUAUAUAUAUAUAUAUGCCAAAACAGAGAUUGCAAAUCAAGACCCAGCCAAAACUCUUUGAUUUAUUCAAAGUUUUGUGGUUGUCCUGUGUGCCCUAAAGUUGUAACUUGCAGGGGAGACAAAAAGUUAAACUGUCUGAUCUUGUCCAACUUAUCUUAAUGGGCAGAGACCCUCCAAAAAAGGUUGAAUUUCCUGCAAGUUGCUGGGUAACUGGACUGUAGAUUUUCUUUUAAAAUACCAUCCCCAUACUUGCAUCGAUUGUAAUUAAAUAUUCAGGGCAGGCACUCAUGUACCAAGCUUGAAGUUUGUGGUGCUUUUAGUAAACAAAUUUUGUAAAAAAAACUUCCCAGAAAGGGAAAGAACGAAAGAAGUCAAAAAGUGAUAGCUUUUGUGAACAAAAGAAGAAUAAGAAGGAAAUGGAGUUUGAGCAAAAACUUGCCAAAGAGAAAGAAGGAAUGUUGGAGAAAGAAAAACAACUGAAAAUAAAUCGUCUUGUGCAAGAGGUAUCUGAGACAGAAAGAGAGGACCUGGAAGAAUCGGAAAAGGUGCAGCACUGGGUGGAAAGACUUUGUCAAACACGGUUAGAACAGAUUUCCUCUGUGGAGAAUGAGUCUCCUGAGCUGGCAAGUGGACGUCCUUCUGCUUCUCCUUCUGCCACAUCAAUGCGGCGUUUUGCCGGUGGCCUGCAGCUCCACACCACAGAUCUUGAUGAUAUAAACUUAGAUGAAGUCGACAAGCCUAAACAGCGUGCGCCGCCACCUCCUCCACCGCCACCCACUGUUACUCCAGCACCACCACCUCAUCCACAUCCUCCCUCAAACGUUCCACUCUCAAGAGGUCCAGCCCUGUCGGUAACACCGGCUGUCCAGGUUGUAAGAAACACCUCCCACGUUGGCAAAGUAUCUUCUGUGUCAAGCAAUCCGCUGCAACUUGCUCCAAGUCCACCUACCCAACGUCAUCCAGGGGUACCAAUAGUCUCUAAACCAGUUAUGCUGCAGCCUGACCCAAACUUUAUUGUCAGGCCAACAAUCAAAUCAGAGGCCCUGUGAUGAAGUUUUCAUCUCUUCCUCUUUGCUUGACUGGUGCUUCAGUAGAUGGUUGCUUGAAGAAGUGAACUUCAUGCUUAACUUCUUUGCUGCUGUAAAGUGUGCCAGUUUCUGUGCAGAACACCUUUGUAAGUGC